AUGGCCGCUGUUCGCUUUCUUUGUCAGUCUCUUUUUCUUUUCUUUUCCUUAUCUCGUCUAGCAUUAGGAUCAUCGUCGGAUGUGGAGGCGCUCCUCAAACUCAAAAAAUCGUUCGUCAAUACUAAGGCACUCGAUUCAUGGACAACUGAUUCAUUUCCUUGCACUGGGAAUACCCCGUGGGCUGGUGUAGUUUGCUUUAAUGGCUUCGUCACUGGCCUCCGGCUAGCCUCUAUGGGUCUCUCAGGAAAUAUUGAUACAGAAGCCUUGAAUGAAAUCCCGGGCCUACGUACUCUUAAUUUUAAGAACAACGCUUUCACGGGCCCGAUUCCCGCUUUCAAUCGCCUCAUUGCUUUGAAGGUCAUUUACUUAUCUGGGAAUCGGUUUUCGGGGGGAAUACCCUCCAAUUACUUCUUGAAUAUGGAUUCCUUAAAGAAGGUCUGGCUAUCUGGAAAUGAAUUUACAGGGAAAAUUCCAGAGUCAUUGGCUAAGCUGUCUCAUCUCAUUGAACUGCAUCUCGAGGACAAUCAUUUCUCAGGGCAUAUUCCAGAUAUCGGACAACCAUCAUUGGUAUCCCUUAACAUGUCAAACAACAAACUGGAAGGAGAGAUUCCAGCAAGCCUAUCAAAAUUCGGCAGCAGUUGCUUUGCGGGCAAUGGCGGGCUUUGCGGGUCACAAGUGGGCAAGAAAUGUGGUGUAGAUGCAAUGGCGGAGGAUUCAAUCGGAGCAAUAUCGAACAGAUCAAACCCAAAUAACGCACCAGAACACAACAAUGUGGCAGCUGCGGCGCUGACGUUGGUUAUGGUGGUUCUUUUGCUUGGGGUGGGUGCAAUUUUCAUCCUGAGAAAAAGGGAGGAUAAGUUCAACGUUCUGGGGAGGGAGAACCUAGAUCACGCAGUAGAAGUGCAUGUCCCGUCAUCGGUCCAUAGCAAAAAGGGCGAUUCUGUUCGGAGAGGGGCAGACUCAUCAAGCAAAAGAGGGUCACAGAAUGGUAAAAGUGCAGCAUCAAUGGGCGAACUGGUAAUAGUGAAUGAUGAGAAGGGUGUUUUCGGGCUACCGGAUUUAAUGAAGGCGGCGGCGGAGGUGUUGGGGACGGGCGGAUUGGGGUCGGCAUACAAGGCAGUAAUGAGUAAUGGGGUGACGGUGGUGGUGAAGAGGAUGAAAGAUAUGAAUAGAGUAGGAAAGGACGGGUUUGACAUGGAGAUGAGGCGAAUUGGGGGACUACGCCACCCCAACGUCUUGACUCCCUUGGCUUACUAUUAUAGAAAGGAGGAGAAGCUGCUGGUCUACGAAUACAUCAACAAAGGAAGCUUGUUAUAUUUAUUACAUGGCGAUCGUGGACCUUCCCAUGCAGAGUUCAACUGGCCUGCCCGUCUAAAGAUUGUUCAAGGAAUUGCUCGAGGAAUGGGUUAUCUCCACACAGAACUUGCUUCACUUGACUUGCCACAUGGCAACCUCAAGUCUAGUAAUAUUCUUCUCAACCCUAAUGACGGCGAGCCACUACUGUCCGACUAUGGGUUUUGCGCCGUGGUGAGUCCCACCCAAGGCGCGCAAGCCAUGUUCGCCUACAAAGCCCCCGAGUCCUUACAAUAUCGCCACGUCUCUCCAAAAUGUGACGUAUACUGCCUUGGCAUCGUCAUUCUUGAGAUACUAACAGGAAAAUUCCCUUGUCAAUAUCUAAACAAUGGAAAGGGUGGGACAGAUGUGGUGGAAUGGGUGCUAUCUGCAAUGUCUGAGAAGAGGGAACGUGAGUUGUUCGAUCCAGAAAUUGCGAGCGCUACAAAUUCGCUUGGUGAGAUGGAACGGCUCCUGCACAUCGGUGCAGCUUGCACGGAGAGCGUUCCUGAACAACGGCCUGAUAUGAAAGAAGCCAUCAGGAGAAUAGAGGAGGUGCAGGUUGAGGGAUCCAACAAUGAAGGUAGAUCACUGCAAUUAGCUACUACUCCAUCAUCAUUAUCAAUGAGGAGAGAUGGGUAUGCCCAGUUGCCAUUGUUGUCUCCUUCCGGUGCACCAAACCUCCUGCACCCUGCUGGUGCUGGUGCUGGGCAUCAAAAUCAUACCUUUGCCUUCACCAUUUCAUAG
Molecule: messenger RNA, 2079 nt
Organism: Nelumbo nucifera (sacred lotus)
Lineage: Eukaryota; Viridiplantae; Streptophyta; Magnoliopsida; Proteales; Nelumbonaceae
Product: pollen receptor-like kinase 3
Biological process (GO): protein phosphorylation
Molecular function (GO): ATP binding; protein kinase activity; protein binding
Source: RefSeq, a predicted model, not a curated record